AUGUCAACAUUCACAAACUCCUCACAACUGCAUGCUACCAAUGCUGUUAAUAGUCUUCUUUCAAGUUUAUUGCCUGGUGCUAGGAAGAUAAAUGCUAAAGGUAAAGUUAGAGCACAUAAAGGAUCUAAAGCACAGUUGAUUGAUUAUAACUUGAAGAAAAGAGUGGAGAUACAGGAAAGGAACUUGAUGAAAAUAAAGAAAAACGAGAAAAAGAUUCAAAAGAGAAAGAUUCAAUCGAAGAAGAAUGAAUUAAAAACUUUGGCACAAUCAGCAAAACUUCAGAACCUGGAGAAACAUAAACUUAAUGGUACAUUAACUAAGAAGGAAAAAAAAUACUUGAAUGCAUUAAUCGAGCAAAACACCUCAAUAGCUAAAUCUUGGGAACUGGACCAAGAUAACAAAGAUGAUUUAUUAGAAGUACAAAAUUUUAUAUUGAAAAAUAGCAGCUCUCAUAAAAACAGAGUAAGGAGUAACAAGAGAAGAAGCAAGCUUAAAGAGUUUAAAACAGAGCUUAAGGAUUCUUCUGUUAUUUCAGAUCAUAGAUACGCUGGAUUAACCCCCGGUCUAGCACCUGUGGGAUUAAGUGAUGAAGAAGAAUCUUCAAGUGAAGAAGAAGACGAUUACUAA
This is a messenger RNA of Kazachstania africana CBS 2517, 627 nucleotides long. It is a transcript of the gene RRT14, whose product is annotated as Rrt14p. The transcript has a single exon. The record is from RefSeq and is a predicted model, not a curated record. NCBI's taxonomy places the organism in Eukaryota, Fungi, Ascomycota, Saccharomycetes, Saccharomycetales, Saccharomycetaceae. The coding region runs from base 1 to 627 and encodes 208 amino acids.